This is a messenger RNA of Schizophyllum commune H4-8, 1359 nucleotides long. Its product is annotated as cytochrome P450. Gene Ontology annotation, molecular function: iron ion binding; heme binding; monooxygenase activity. The transcript has 11 exons. The coding region runs from base 1 to 1359 and encodes 452 amino acids. NCBI's taxonomy places the organism in Eukaryota, Fungi, Basidiomycota, Agaricomycetes, Agaricales, Schizophyllaceae. The record is from RefSeq and is a predicted model, not a curated record.
AUGCCUCUCGGCGGCUGGGAAUGGGAGACCUUUACUCGCUGGGCUGAACAAUACGGCUCUAUCGUCUCCAUCCGUAUCCUUGGCCGCACAGUUGUCAUCGUAAACUCCUACGGUAAAGCGUACGAGAUGAUGGAAAGGAAAAGCCAAACUUACUCCUCCCGACCCCGACUCACGAUGCCUGCCGAACUCAUGGGGUGGGGCGACGGGCUCGCAUUCGUCGAAUAUGGCCCGCGACUGCGCUCUUACCGCCGUAUCUUUCAUCGUGGACUUGGCAGUCGCGAGGCAGUGAGCGCUUAUGCGCACGUGCAGGAAACACACGCGAAGACGUUCGCGCGAAGCUGUUGGCGCGAGCCGGAGCGGUUUCGAGAGCAUGCUGUACACAUGUCCGGAGCGCUCGUCCUGGCUGUCGCUUACGGCUAUCACGCAAAACCCGAUGGAGACCCCAUCGUACGCGCCGCCAAUGACGCUAUCGAAGUAUUCAACCUGGCGGCGUCGCCUUCUGCGUACCUCGUGAACCUGCUUCCGGCAAUGAAGUACGUCCCGGAGUGGGUACCCGGCGCGGGGUUCAAGAGGCAGGCUCGGUUGUGGCGUCCGCUCUACGGUCGCAUGGUCGAUGCGCCGUUCGACUACGUGAAGAGCGCGUUGGAGUCGCAAAGUGCCGACCCAUCAUUUGUGGCACAGGCGUUAUCCGCGGCUACGUCGAAGCAACAGGAAGAGAUCAUUAAGCACGCGGCUGGAUCGAUGUUCGUGGCCGGCAGCGAGACGACGGCCCUCGUAAUUCAUGCGUUCUUCUUCUUCAUGGUUCUGCAUCCGGAGGUGCAGAAGCGAGCUCAGGCGGAGGUUGAUUCGGUCGUUGGGCACGGUAUUAGGUUGCCUGAGAAUCGGGAUCGAGAUAAGCUCUCAUACGUCGAGGCGAUGUGCAAAGAAGUUCUGCGCUUCCAUCCACCGGGUCCGUGCGGUCUGCCUCACGCAAGUACGCAAGACGAUGUACAGGAUGGAUAUUUCAUACCAAGAGGAAGCACCAUAAUUCCUAAUAUCUGGAUGAUGAGCCGCGAUGCUGCAGUCUACUCCGACGCAGAUACAUUCGAUCCUGAGCGCUUUUUGGGACCUACGCCUGAGCAAGAUCCCAGGGAAUAUGUAUUUGGUUUCGGACGCCGCAUCUGCCCAGGAAGAUUAUUAGCAGACGCAUCUAUCUUCGUCACCAUCGCUGUGUGCUUGGCGCUCUUUGAUAUAAGAGCGGAAGGAGCGCUUCCUGAUUAUAAAACGACUGGUGGGCCGAUAAAUCACAUAUGUCCCUUCAGAUGUGCUAUCGUGCCUCGACAUGAUGAUGCUGUGAUGGCACAUCUCCUGGGGGACUGA